GCGUUGGCAGCGCUUCACUGUACGAGGCAAAGAUAAUAUGAAGAAAGCGGUAAUUUUCGCAGUUGAAAGUUGAGUUGUUGACAGCGAAAAUAUUGUGUUAUGUGAAAAUUUGUACACUGUUCAUAUUCGUCAGAAAUGUGUGGAAGAACGGCUUGUACACUUGACCCAGAAUGUAUAUGCAAGGCAACUACUUACCGCAGGAAGGACUCGAACACUUAUUGUCUUCCAGAGUGGAAACACAUGGAUGACAAGUACCAUGUCUAUAGACCAUCAACAAACAUUGCACCAACGGAAGUUUUACCUGCUAUUAUAUCAGGACAUCAGCUGGGCAAAACAUCCGAUAGAAUAAUUGUCCCAAUGAUCUGGGGAAUGAUACCACCAUGGCACAAGGGUGACUACAGAACACAUGGUCUGACAACUCAUAACAUCCGUGAUGAUAAUCUCUUCCUAUCAAAAUUGUACCUCCCAGUCUUCAAACAGAGUAAUCGUUGUGUAGUUCUUUGUGAUGGUUUUUAUGAAUGGAAGAAAGAGGAGGGAGGCCGUGGUAAACAGCCAUAUUUUAUCUACAUGCCACAGUCACUUGGGAUUGAUAUAUAUGACAGGAAAACAUGGAAUCUUGAGUGGACUGCAGAAGGAGGCUGGAAAGGACCAAAGCUUUUGGCCCUAGCAGGACUUUACAAUAUCUGGGUGUCUCCUGAGGGUGAUAAAGUAUACAGUUGUUCUGUCUUCACGACCACACCAAAUGAUGAUUUCAAAUACAUACAUCACAGGAUCCCAGUUGUUUUGGAGAAUGAUGAAGCCAUUGAGAUGUGGCUUGAUGUAGCGGGAAAGGCGCCAAUUGAUGCUGUGGCAUUGUUGAAAGCCCCAAAGUUGCUUGCUUAUCAUCCUGUAUCAAAUAUUGUGAAUAAUUCACGUAAUAAAGAUGAUGAGUGCAUGAAGCCUAUUGAUCCUAAUCGCCCUAAACUAGGUGCGAGUGCUGCCUUAAUGGAAUCUUGGUUAAAGCAGAAGUAUGGUUCCUUGAAAAGACCCGAGGAAAAUGCUAUGGUCACAGAAGUGAAUGAGGAUGCCAAGCGAGUCAAAGUAGCAGAACAACAGCAGCAACAACAGCAGGAGCAACGACGCCCACAACUUCAGGUUCAGCAGCAACAAGAUGUCGAUAUGCGGGAACAGGAAGAGGAGGAGGAAAUGGAAGAUGAUGAAGAGGAGGAUGAGGAUGAUGACAUAGAAGAAGAUGAAGAUGCUGAAGAGGAGGAAGAUGAAGAUGAGGAAGCAGUUGAUGAUGAAGAAAAUGAUGACGAUGAUGAUGACGAAGAUGAUGAUGAAGUAAUGGAUGAUGAAGAAGAUGACGAUGAUGAUGACGAUGAGGAAGAUGAUGAGAUAGAAGAAGAGGAAGAAGAAAACUCAGUUAAAAUGGAGCCGGAAUCAGAUGUUGCUGCCAGUAGUGGUGAUGAAGAAAGGGCAGAUGUUGCUGGGUCAGGAACACUGACAACCUCUGCAGAGUUGUGUACUGUCACAUCUGUACUUGAAACGGAAGACUUGCCAUCCCCAAGUGACAUGUGCACUGAUGAAUCGGAUGUGCUGGACACACAGUAAGGAUUGUGCGCCACCCCUUUUGCAUUUCAUGUAAAUAUGUUUACUGUUGUUCCAUGUGUUAAUGUACUUGUAGAUCAUAACUUUUUACUAUUCAGUUAAAUUGUGUUUUUUACUAUUAUUUAUUUCUAUUUUACAAAUGUAUAGUGAACACUGUGUAGAUAAUCAUUCCACCAUUUUAAACUGAAUAAUAUGUGGCAAAGUGUAUACAGUGAUUCAACAAAGUUCCUGACGUGUAAUGUAAUAAAAAUUUGUGUUUCAUUGUCUUUCAUAUGUAAUUUGUGUUUCCAUUAAUUAAAAUGUACU
Schistocerca cancellata (South American locust) is the source of this 1896-nucleotide messenger RNA. RefSeq names its product abasic site processing protein HMCES-like. Gene Ontology annotation, molecular function: single-stranded DNA binding. Lineage: Eukaryota; Metazoa; Arthropoda; Insecta; Orthoptera; Acrididae. The transcript is spliced from 9 exons. The record is from RefSeq and is a predicted model, not a curated record. Gene Ontology annotation, biological process: DNA damage response. Bases 136 to 1593 code for a protein of 485 amino acids.